AUGGCAUCUCCCGGCUCCGGCUUUUGGUCCUUCGCGUCUGAAGAUGGUUCCGGGGAUCCCGAGAACCCUGGCACAGCGAGGGCCUGGUGUCAGGUGGCUCAGAAGUUCACGGGCGGCAUCGGAAACAAGCUGUGCGCCCUGCUCUACGGGGACGCCGAGAAGCCGGCGGAGAGCGGCGGGAUCCAGCCCCCGAGGGCCACCUCCCGCAAGGCCGCCUGCGCCUGCAACCAGAAGCCCUGCAGCUGCCCCAAAGCGGGGGUCAACUACGCGUUUCUACACGCAACAGACCUGCUACCAGCGUGUGAUGGAGAAAGACCCACUUUGGCAUUUCUGCAAGAUGUUAUGGACAUUUUGCUUCAGUAUGUGGUGAAAAGUUUCGAUAGAUCGACCAAAGUGAUUGACUUCCAUUACCCCAAUGAGCUGCUUCAAGAAUAUAACUGGGGAUUGGCAGACCAACCACAAAAUUUGGAGGAAAUUUUGAUGCAUUGCCAAACAACUCUAAAAUAUGCAAUCAAAACAGGGCAUCCCAGAUAUUUCAAUCAACUUUCUACAGGACUGGAUAUGGUUGGAUUAGCAGCAGACUGGCUGACCUCAACAGCAAACACUAACAUGUUCACCUAUGAAAUUGCUCCAGUAUUUGUGCUUUUGGAAUAUGUCACGCUAAAGAAAAUGAGAGAAAUCAUUGGCUGGCCUGGGGGCUCUGGCGAUGGGAUAUUUUCUCCUGGUGGCGCUAUAUCCAACAUGUACGCUAUGCUGAUUGCGCGCUUUAAGAUGUUCCCUGAAGUCAAGGAGAAAGGGAUGGCUGCGGUCCCCAGGCUCAUUGCCUUCACAUCUGAGCAUAGCCAUUUUUCUCUCAAGAAGGGAGCUGCAGCGUUGGGCAUUGGAACAGACAGUGUGAUUCUGAUUAAAUGUGAUGAAAGGGGGAAAAUGAUCCCAUCUGAUCUUGAAAGAAGGAUCCUUGAAGCCAAACAAAAAGGAUUUGUCCCUUUCCUUGUGAGUGCCACGGCUGGGACCACCGUGUAUGGAGCGUUCGAUCCCCUGUUAGCUGUUGCUGACAUUUGCAAAAAGUAUAAGAUCUGGAUGCACGUGGAUGCAGCUUGGGGUGGGGGAUUACUGAUGUCCCGGAAACACAAGUGGAAACUGAGCGGCGUGGAGAGGGCCAACUCUGUGACAUGGAAUCCACAUAAGAUGAUGGGCGUCCCUUUGCAGUGCUCUGCUCUCCUGGUUAGAGAAGAGGGAUUGAUGCAGAGUUGCAACCAGAUGCAUGCCUCCUACCUCUUUCAGCAAGAUAAACACUACGACCUGUCCUACGACACCGGAGAUAAGGCCUUACAGUGCGGACGUCACGUUGAUGUUUUUAAACUCUGGCUAAUGUGGAGAGCAAAGGGGACCACCGGGUUUGAAGCACAUAUUGAUAAGUGUUUGGAGCUGGCGGAGUAUUUAUACAAUAUCAUCAAAAACCGAGAAGGUUAUGAAAUGGUGUUUGAUGGAAAGCCUCAGCACACAAACGUCUGCUUCUGGUAUGUACCUCCGAGUUUGCGUGUUCUAGACAACAAUGAAGAGAGAAUGAGCCGCCUCUCUAAGGUGGCUCCAGUGAUUAAAGCCAGAAUGAUGGAGUAUGGGACCACAAUGGUGAGCUACCAGCCCUUGGGAGACAAGGUCAAUUUCUUCCGCAUGGUCAUCUCAAACCCCGCAGCAACUCACCAAGACAUUGACUUCCUGAUUGAAGAAAUAGAACGCCUUGGACAAGAUUUAUAA
Eubalaena glacialis (North Atlantic right whale) is the source of this 1758-nucleotide messenger RNA. RefSeq names its product glutamate decarboxylase 2 (gene GAD2). NCBI's taxonomy places the organism in Eukaryota, Metazoa, Chordata, Mammalia, Artiodactyla, Balaenidae. Gene Ontology annotation, molecular function: glutamate decarboxylase activity; pyridoxal phosphate binding. The record is from RefSeq and is a predicted model, not a curated record. Gene Ontology annotation, biological process: GABA shunt. The transcript is spliced from 16 exons. Bases 1 to 1758 code for a protein of 585 amino acids. Gene Ontology annotation, cellular component: cytoplasm.